Messenger RNA from Capsella rubella, 579 nucleotides. RefSeq names its product 60S ribosomal protein L37a-1. Gene Ontology annotation, molecular function: structural constituent of ribosome. The record is from RefSeq and is a predicted model, not a curated record. Gene Ontology annotation, cellular component: ribosome. Bases 68 to 346 code for a protein of 92 amino acids. Gene Ontology annotation, biological process: translation. NCBI's taxonomy places the organism in Eukaryota, Viridiplantae, Streptophyta, Magnoliopsida, Brassicales, Brassicaceae. The transcript is spliced from 4 exons.
GAGCAAAACCUACCCCUCUCCUUCUUCGCCGGAGCUUUCCCAUCGUCUCCUCACUAAGCCGGCGAAAAUGACCAAGAGGACGAAGAAGGCUGGAAUUGUCGGCAAAUAUGGUACACGAUAUGGUGCCAGUCUUAGGAAGCAGAUCAAGAAGAUGGAAGUGAGUCAACACAGCAAGUACUUCUGCGAGUUCUGCGGAAAGUACGCCGUGAAGAGGAAAGCUGUUGGCAUUUGGGGUUGCAAAGAUUGCGGGAAAGUGAAAGCAGGCGGUGCAUACACAAUGAACACAGCUAGUGCUGUGACAGUUAGGAGUACCAUCAGGCGUUUGAGAGAGCAAACCGAGUCCUAGAUCAGGACUCCUAACUUCAAUCAGUCGGAGAAGUUCAUUUUUGUUCUAUCAUAUACACAGUUCCAUAGGCUUCUUCUUAUUUUACUUUCUCGAUUCAGAUUAACUAAGAGAAGAGAAGUGCCUCCUUGACUCCUUUUGGGGUUUUGCCUUUUAUUCGUUUCUGUAUUGAACCUUUCAAUUCUUUUUCAAUGAAGUUGUUAUCAGUUUGGAGUAAUCCAACUGAAGCCAUUUUU